AUGAGGACGAGUGUGUGCAGUGUACCGGCGGUCCCCUGCUGCCGUCCCACACACACUGUACGGCGUUUAACAUCCCCCCUGCUUCUCCUCCUCCUACUCUUCCUCCUGCUCCUGAGCAGCGGCAGCGGCGGCAGCAGCAGCAUCGGGGCCGCCCCUUCCCCGUUCCAGCUGGCCCCGGACACCCCGGCCCCGGCUGAGCCCACCCCGACCCGGGCCACACCUCGCCCGGACCCCUGCGAAGGCCGACCCUGCCUCAACGGGGGCUUCUGCCUGGCCCUCCACUCCGCUGGCAGGCCAGAGGACACCUGGGAGUACACCUGUACAUGCAGCCAGGGCUUCACGGGACGCAACUGUGAGUUUUUCACAGACCCGUGUGCCAGCAGCCCCUGUCUCCAUGGAAACUGCAGCCGGAGCGACAGUGGGGAGGAGGGGGAGCCGGCCUACACCUGUGACUGCACUGAAGGCUACGAGGGGGAGAGGUGUGAUCAAGUCCUAUUGGAGCUGCCGGCCGCCGACUGGGACCCCGCCACCCCUUCAGCUCCUGAACUGGCUACCCCCGUUGCCUCCACCACCGCAGCCGCCACUCAGCCACCACAGCCAACCACUGUCCCCUCCACCACAACGCCGGCACCUCCCACCCUGCAGCCAUGGCAACCCAAACCGGGGCAGAGGCUGCUGGUGGUGCCGUGGGAGGCAGACAGGGUGACGGAGGGCCUGCACUGUGUGAGUCCGGAGCUGUGUGAGCUGACAUCAGGAACUCUGACUCUCUCUCUGGAGGUGCCUGAAGAGACAGCUGUAAAGGUGUUGGUGAAUGUCAGUGGAGCUCCAGUGCUUUGGUGUUUGAAUGAAGAGGGUUUCCUUCAUUCGUCCAUUUUGAACGGAACUACGGUGUGGUUCUUGCAGGCCUCUGAUGGACUGGUGGUGCCAGACCACUUGCUGCCCCUGGGACAGAACUACUUCCUCAGUGUGUUGCGUGUGGGCGCCCCCACGGCCCCAGAGGUCACCCUGCGUCUCAACCUGACGGUGAAGGCCAGCAGCUGUGUGGAGCCCGGCAGCAGCUUCAGUGACCCUCAGUGCUCCGGGAAAGGCAAAUGUAUCACGCAGCCCUCUGAGAGCACUUUUUUCUGCGAGUGUGGGGACGGCUACACUGGAAUCUUCUGCGAGGAAUUUGACGCCUGCCACCAUCGACCUUGCCGCAACAACGGCACCUGCACUGACGUUAGACAGGGGGGUGAAGGACGCAACUUCACAUGCAGUUGCCCCCCAGGUUAUGAGGGGGAACGCUGCCAGUUGCUGGUUGACCACUGCCUCUCUCAGCCCUGCAAAAAUGGAGCCACUUGUUUCAGUAGCCUGGCAGGGCCCGGGUGCUACUGUCCUGAAGGCUACCAGGGUGCUGCAUGUGAGCAGAAGGUGGACCCGUGCGCCUCCAGCCCCUGUCACAAUAACGGGACAUGCUACGCCCAGGGCCCUGGGCCCCUGGGGUUCGGCUGCAGCUGCACAGCAGGCUUCACCGGCCCUACAUGUGCCCAGCUGGUGGACUUCUGUGCCCUGAACCCCUGCGCCCAUGGGGUCUGCCGCAGCAUAGGCAACAGCUACAGGUGUCUGUGUGUCCCAGGCUACCAUGGCUUGUACUGUGAGGAGGAGUACAAUGAGUGUCUGUCUGCCCCCUGCCAGAACUACGCCACCUGCAGGGACCUCAUCAAUGCCUACGAGUGUGUCUGCACACCCCAGUUUGAAGGCAGACACUGUGAAAUCUACAAGGAUCCGUGUCUGAAGAUGCGUUGCCAGAAUGGAGGCCGCUGUGAGAGUGCAGGGCUCAACGCUUCCUGUGCCUGCCUACCUGGAUACCUGGGGGAGAAGUGCGAGGUCGACAUCAACGAGUGCGAGAGCAGCCCUUGCCACCAUGGAGGCACCUGCAUUGACCAAUCAAACGGCUUCACCUGUCACUGUCCACCUGGGUGGGUGGGGCCCAGCUGUGAGAUCCACCUGCAGUGGAAGCCGGCGCACACUGAGGACUCCCUGACCAACAUGCCGCGCCACUCCCUCUACAUCAUCAUCGGGGCGCUGUGCGUGGCCUUCGUCCUCAUGCUCAUCAUCCUCAUCGUGGGCAUCUGCCGCAUCAGCCGCAUCGAGUACCAGGGCUCGUCACGCCACGCCUACCAGGAGUUCUACAACUGCCGCAGCAUCGACAGCGAGUUUAGCAACGCCAUUGCCUCCAUCCGCCACGCCAGAUUUGGCAAGAAGUCCAGGCCUGCCAUGUACGAUGCCACUCCCAUCGCCUAUGAAGACUACAGUCCUGACGACAAGCCUUUGGUUACCCUCAUCAAGACAAAGGAUUUGUAAAACACGUCCAUCACAAGCUGCACACACACAACUGCAUAUGUACACAUGUGCAUACGCACUCAUGCAUAGAGAAAGUCAGUAUAAAUCUUUAAGUAUUUCUUAAGAAAAAAAAAAACAAAACAAGCAAAACAAAACUGAAUGUAAAGUGGAGGGGAAAAAAUCCAAAACAUACUCUGUAGUUUAAAAAGAACAAAUAUGGAAUUUGAUACAUAUAUUUUCCUGUCAAAGUCCACGAUAAGGCUUUAUUGUAGCAUAAGAGCAUACUUUGCAUACUUAAGUUAUUAAUGAUGGGCAACACUACCAGUAACCUCUGUCUCUAGGUGGGGCCCAGCAACCUAGGAGCCCCAAUUUCUAAGUGUAAACUCUGACAGUGCUGACAACAGUUCUUACAGGUGUUGUAGAAAUAGGUGCACUCCUCUUGGUGCAUACACUGUAACUUUUUCUAUUACUAAAAAAAAAAAUUCUGCAGUAGGUUGCCUUACUUCGUGCAUGGUUAGAGUUGAUGUUCUCUCUGCAUUAUUUUAAAAUCUUUUGUAAUUGGUUGUUGGAUGUUUUUUGUUUUUGUUUUCAUUGCGUUGUAUUUCACUCCGUCAAGAUUGUGCCAAAUAUUUUCUUUGGGUAAUUUGUGGUCGGUAGAUCAAAUACAUGUAUAAAAUACUAGUCAGAGUAUUUUCUUUUUAAAAUACAUAUCGUCCUGUUCUUUACAUGCAAGUGUACGAAUAGUGAAGAAAGUGGGUUAACUGGAGUACUGUGACCCUACCAUCCUACUGUAUGUAUUUCAGUGAUAUUUAGGAUAAUAGGUAGGUAUAUUUCUCAAUGCACAGAAACAUCGUUGGUUUUACUCAGUGUACCUGUUUAGCCCAGUGUACAAAUUCACCUCUAGUAUUGACAGUGUCGAAUAGUUUCUGGAUGACAGUUUCUUUGCUAGAGGGGCCUCUUACUGGCUUUAGGGU
Xiphias gladius (swordfish) is the source of this 3296-nucleotide messenger RNA. It is a transcript of the gene dner, whose product is annotated as delta/notch-like EGF repeat containing. The record is from RefSeq and is a predicted model, not a curated record. The coding region runs from base 1 to 2343 and encodes 780 amino acids. Gene Ontology annotation, molecular function: calcium ion binding. Gene Ontology annotation, biological process: heterophilic cell-cell adhesion; establishment or maintenance of epithelial cell apical/basal polarity. Lineage: Eukaryota; Metazoa; Chordata; Actinopteri; Istiophoriformes; Xiphiidae. Gene Ontology annotation, cellular component: protein-containing complex; plasma membrane. The transcript is spliced from 13 exons.